This is a messenger RNA of Leptosomus discolor (cuckoo roller), 1560 nucleotides long. NCBI's taxonomy places the organism in Eukaryota, Metazoa, Chordata, Aves, Leptosomiformes, Leptosomidae. The record is from RefSeq and is a predicted model, not a curated record.
UCAUUGAAUCCUCAGAAAAAGGAGUUUCCAGGGACAAACUCAGUGAUCAAGCCAUUUGAAGAAAGGCCUGCAAAGAGGAUCCUGAUAACCUGCAAAUCCCUGAGUUUGAAUCUCCAGGCCUGUGUUACUGAAAAUGAAAAUGAUCCUUCAACCAACGUAGAGCCUUUCUUUGUGAGCGUGGCACUGUAUGAUGUCAGGGAUGGCAGGAAGAUCUCUGCUGAUUUUCAUGUGGAUUUGAACCACACACUCGUUAGGCAGAUGAUUUCAGGUUCCUCGUUUUCAUUAGAAAAUGGCUCCGUUGAAAAUGUGGACUCAAAUGAGAUGGAAGAACCACAGGUCAAGGGAUUCCCAGAAGAGUGGCUGAAAUACCCAAAACAGGCUCUUUUCUCCAUAAGUAAUCCUCAUUCUGAGAUCGUAUUAGUAGCAAAAAUAGAAAAGGUGCUUACGGGAAACAUUGCCAGCAGUGCUGAACCUUACAUUAAGAAUCCUGAUUCUUUUAAGUGUGCACAGAAAGUGUUAAAAUCCAAUAAACAGUUCUGCAGCAAGCUGGGGAAAUACCGUAUGCCAUUUGCUUGGUCAGUGAGACCAGUGUUUAAAGAUAAUCAGGGAAAUGUUGACAGAGACUCCCGAUUCUCACCUUUAUUCAGGCAAGAAAGUAAUAAAAUUUCCGUGGAAGAUUUGAUUAAACUAAUAGCAGAAUACAGAAGAGCAGAGAAGAUUAGCAAAAUACAGACUAUACCUGGCUGUUUGGAGAUUGCAGUUGAUUGUGUUCCUUUGGAACAUUCAAAUUGUGUAACUUCGUCUUUUAUUCCAAUCAAGCCAUUCAAUGACAUAAAGGAGCAUCAACCUACAGUGGAAAUUGAGGAGUUUGUACAGGAAUCAACAAAAUAUUCUCGACCUUACAGAGUAUACAAGAACCAAAUAUACAUAUAUCCAAAACAUCUCAAGUAUGAUAGCCAAAAAUACUUCAACAAGGCACGGAAUAUAACAGUGGGCAUUGAAUUUAAAAGCUCUGAUGAAGAAGGAGCAAAGCCACUGAAGUGUAUUUAUGGGAAGCCAGGUGGACCAUUAUUUACAACUGCAGCCUACACUGCUGUGCUACAUCAUUCCCAGAAUCCUGAUUUUUAUGAUGAGGUGAAAAUUGAACUUCCCACUCAACUCCAUAAGAAACACCACAUUCUGUUUUCAUUUUAUCAUGUCACCUGUGACAUAAAUGCAAAAGCUAAUGCCAAAAAGAAAGAGGCUCUGGAAACACCAGUGGGAUACGCAUGGCUUCCUUUGUUGAAAGAUGCCCAGUUAGCUUCCCAAGAACACAACGUGCCAGUGGCAAGCAGUCUGCCUCCCAAUUACCUGAGCCUUCAAGAACCAACUAGUGGAAAGCAGAUCGGCUGUGAUGUAAAAUGGAUAGAUAGUGGGAAACCACUAUUCAAAGUCUCUACUUUUGUUGUAUCGACAGUAAAUACUCAGGAUCCAUACCUGAAUAACUUUUUCCAUCAGUGCCAAGAAAGGGAAAAGGAUCUGUCCCAGCCUCCUACCUCAAACUUUAUCAAUUCUUGUAAG